AUGGACGGAGUCGCAAAAAAAUUAGAAAACCUCGUAUACCGACUACAAAUCUUGAAACACAGAAUAGCCUUACUGAGAUGCAAGCCAAAUCGCAUCCUAGAAGAAAUCUACAAGAAGCCCCCUGAUCCGGACCCUGCAGCUUCUACUGUGCUCACUAAUGCCGUGGUUAACGAUGCUCUUCAUGAGCGGGAGGAAUCUCUGGCCACGAUGCCGAGGGAGUGGCUGGAGUUACAGUUCACCAAGCAAAUCUCCACCUCACCUUGCACCCAAGGUGUUUGCCUUUUUGUCCCAUGGCGACCAACGAGAACCAAGGUGAGCUUUCAGGUGCUGCUGUCAAGCCCUCGCAUCCGGGAGAAUUCGAGGCAAUACAAGCUGAAGGCUUCCAAGAUGAGUGAGGGAAAGGAGCUGGCAGAAUCAAGCAAGUGUGGAGAGAAGGCUGUUCUGGUUGUCAACAUGACCGGGGCGCGUGAGACGCUUCGUCCUCGCUUCCUAGGCGUUGGGUUGAUCCUUUCUGUGUUGCUUGUAAACUCAAGGCAGUUGAUGGAUCAUAUGAAGAGGGUUUGGAAAAUUAGGGGAGAGUUAGAAGCUAGCCCAAUUGAGUGUGAGACGGGUAGAAAGUUCAUACUUGAGUUUAAUGAGGAGGGCGAUCGGAGGCAUGCCAUCCUCAGUGGUUCGUGGCAGUAUAAAGGGGAUGCAUUCUUGGUGGAGGGCCUUGCAACUGGCAAUGAUGGUAUUGUGGGAGGUAGGAGUGCAGAUGAGGAAAAGGGAACUGUCCAAGAUUCUGAGCAGGUGCUGGCUGCCGCAAAGUCAAUUGAAGACACUUCCAAUGUUAAUAAGAAGAAGACAUGGAAGCGCAAGGAACGUGUGGAUCUGAAUGAACAGAGUAACAGCAACAGUCUAGUACCACCACCAGGUUAUGGGACUGUGAGAGCUUAUGAGGAAAUUCAAGAUGAGGACAUGGCUUUUGAACCUGCUGCAAAAAGGAGCACUUUCCAAGCAACUUGUCUGGACAAAUCUUUUGAGCUUAUCAGAUUUUUUCUGGGAAAGGAGUUGCCGAAUGAGGUGGAUGGCAGUAUGUUGUGGGCAGUCUGGUCUGCUUCUGGGAACCGAAAGGUUUUAUUCCAGGUGGAAGGUCCAGAGAUUCACUGGCUUUUAAAGGGAGCCUCGUACAGACCAGAAAGAACUUUCAUGGAAAGCACUUUGAACUUUGAAUGCAGCAAGGAAGUUUCCUUGGAUCUGUGCAGGUGA
Molecule: messenger RNA, 1248 nt
Organism: Miscanthus lutarioriparius
Lineage: Eukaryota; Viridiplantae; Streptophyta; Magnoliopsida; Poales; Poaceae
Source: the annotation of a GenBank genome assembly